This is a messenger RNA of Glycine soja, 1137 nucleotides long. Its product is annotated as heavy metal-associated isoprenylated plant protein 4. NCBI's taxonomy places the organism in Eukaryota, Viridiplantae, Streptophyta, Magnoliopsida, Fabales, Fabaceae. The record is from RefSeq and is a predicted model, not a curated record. Bases 87 to 923 code for a protein of 278 amino acids. The transcript is spliced from 4 exons. Gene Ontology annotation, molecular function: metal ion binding.
AUGUAACAUUGUAGUGAUCUUGAUCCAUUUUCUUAAACUGCUUCUUUCAUUCUCGAUCUCCAAGCCUUCAUUUGGCACAAUAGGGAAUGGCAGCAGGAAAAGAAGAAAAGAAGAAAGAAGACAUUGAAGUGAUCACUGCCAUUUACAAAGUUAACCUGCACUGCGAGGAAUGUGGGAGCAAAAUCAAGAAGCAUCUCAUGGUUACCCAAGGGGUACAGAGUGUGGAAAUAGAGUUUGAGAAAGGAGAAAUCAAGGCAAAAGGGAAAAUAGACCCUUUGAAUAUCUUGAAGCUUAUAGAGAAGAAGAGCAAGAAAAAAGUUGAAUUAAUAUCACCAAAAGUGAAGCCUAAGGAUAUUACUACUACGGAACAAAAGACAAAGGAAAUAAAAGAUCCGAUUAUCCGCAUCAUCUCGGUGAAGGUUCACAUGCAUUGUGACAAAUGUGAGGCUGACCUAAAAAGUAGAUUAAUAAAGCACAAAGGUAUUUUCAAUGUGAAAACUGACCAGAAGGCACAAACUGUAACAGUGGAAGGAACCAUUGAAGUUGAGAAAUUGAUAUCAUUUUUUAGAAAAAAGGUGCAUAAAAAUGCUGAGAUUACUUCCAUAAAGGAAGUGAAAAAGGAUCAAGAGAAGAAGGGCAAAGAGGAACUGAAGUCUUCAGAAACCACCAAAGAGAAGGAUCACAGUAAGUCUGGUGAAUCAACCAAGAAAAAAGAUGAUGAUAAUAAUAAAAAAUCAGGUGAAUCAACCAAGGAAAAAGGAGACGGCAAAUCUAGUGAAACAACCAAAAUAAUAGAGGUUCAUCAAGGGCACCCAAAAGAGGAAAUUAAGAUAAAGGAUAAUAAUGUUCCUUAUAUUAUUCAUUAUGUCUACGCGCCACAACUUUUCAGCGAUGAGAAUCCAAAUUCAUGUUCUAUUUUAUAAUUUAAGUAAAUAAAUUAAAUUUCCUAAAUAGACAAAUAAACAAAUCAGAUAGAAAAAGUAAAGAGUGGCAGUUAUGAUUGACAUGCUAGUGAACAUCAAACAAUUCGAAUCUCAUAUAUAUAUAUAUAUAUGUGUGUGUGUGUGUGUGUAUUUCAAAUAUAAUUUAUGGAGAUAAAAUAUGAGUUGUUGGAGUUUUAUCUGACAUUUCUUAUUA